ACCGCGACAAAAACAAACAUUUUUGAGCUUUGCAUUCGUUAAGACAGUUAUAGCAUACUGGUGCUAGCUAACUUGGUAAACCAGUUCAAACAUUUCUAGUAAUUAUGAGGCGUAGCUCCACGAAUUCAUAUAUUAUUUUGAUAAUGUCUUAUUGUGUUUCCCAAACCGUAUGAGGUCAGUCAUGCCCCUGCAGGCCGUCUCCUUUCCUUUGCCUGAAACUCGAUUCUUCAAAGCCGAUAGUUUGAUCUACAAGUUCAAGAUCAGCGGAGGCAGGAGCUUGAGAGGAGAGGAGGCUGUGGGAGAAAACCUCCAUGAGGAACUGGAGGAAAUCAUCAGGGCCGUGCUUGGCAACCUGGACAGUCUCCAACCUUUCUCUAGUGCCCACUUCAAUGUCUUCCCUUAUAAGAAGCCGUGGGAGGGAGCGUCGAAGGUGACGUGCACACACGGGGAGAGGAGGCUGAGAGCUUACCCGUUUAGUCUUGUCCUCUACCUGGAGAAAAACCCACAGAAUGAGGGAGCAAAGCAAGCGGCAGAGAAUUUACGCCCACAGAAAGACGUCGCAAAGCCUUUCCACCGUGUGUCUGAACCCCCUUCGAAGCGCCGUAGGAGGGAUUCACCACUAGAGGAGGCCAUUCUAAAGGAGUUACACGAGGACAUGGAGGCUCAGGGCAAGGUUUCGGUGCUUGGCAGACCUUCCCUGCACUGCCCACAUGCACAGAAGCAGGUCGGAGAGGAUCCAGGACAUGUUGACAAGAAGGCUUCCACGGCGUUUGAUGAACGCCGGCAGAAAGCAGGUGUGAACACGGUCAGAGGAAGAAGGACUGCGGAUGAAGUGCCCUGUGGGUCCAUGCGGCACAUGGGAGAGGAGGAGGAGGAGCUUGACCAGGAGCUUGGCUCCGUGGCCGAGACGCCCGCCAGGCCGGGGAUGUUGAGUCGACUGGUCAGAGGAAUCUUCCCCUUCUCCUUGCUCUUCAGAAAACCCUGAGGGCGGUGGUAGAGGGACCGGAGAUGUUACUGGUCGCAGCAGUGGAAACGCACCAGGGUUUGUUUGGAUAAAGUUAACCAACAAAUACGUUUUAAGUUUAAUACGUUUUUAGCUGAGAUUUCAUCUGUUGCACUUAUUAUUGGAAGUUCUGUUUCAGCUUUUUGUUGUAGCUCUUUAUUGAUACCAUAAGCAAUAAAUACAGUUAUCUCUUUGUUUCCAUGGGUUGUUUUUUUGUGAUUUAAUGUUUCUGUUCAUUCACAAAUGUAGAUGUAUGGAGACCUUGCUGCUAUGAAUGACUUCUCUACUUUUGUGUAUAGUUCUCUUCUUACCACUAAAUCAGUGACCUCAUUGUGGAAAUGAUUUCUUCUUCAUCUACUUUCAUGAGCGUUUUUCCCCCCUAUUCACUUGAUUUUCC
Pungitius pungitius (ninespine stickleback) is the source of this 1400-nucleotide messenger RNA. RefSeq names its product membrane-anchored junction protein. NCBI's taxonomy places the organism in Eukaryota, Metazoa, Chordata, Actinopteri, Perciformes, Gasterosteidae. Bases 170 to 985 code for a protein of 271 amino acids. Gene Ontology annotation, cellular component: nuclear inner membrane. The transcript is spliced from 9 exons. Gene Ontology annotation, biological process: meiotic attachment of telomere to nuclear envelope; homologous chromosome pairing at meiosis. Gene Ontology annotation, molecular function: DNA binding. The record is from RefSeq and is a predicted model, not a curated record.